Actinia tenebrosa (Australian red waratah sea anemone) is the source of this 2972-nucleotide messenger RNA. Its product is annotated as glutamate carboxypeptidase 2. The record is from RefSeq and is a predicted model, not a curated record. Gene Ontology annotation, molecular function: carboxypeptidase activity. Lineage: Eukaryota; Metazoa; Cnidaria; Anthozoa; Actiniaria; Actiniidae.
GCUGAAGAUAUACUCUUAAUGAAGUGCGUGAUUACACUUUGUUAAACAACGCCAACCUAUGUUGAGCUAGUUUGCUAAUUAGUCUCUGCUUUUUGCAAGGUUUUCUGUAUUUUGUCCGAUUCUUUUCAACCUUUUUGUGCAAACUCUGAUCUCCUGCCAUCAUUUGCAGACUUUGUUUGGACAACAGUGCAAAUAUUGAAAUUCGCAAGGCAAAUCCAUUAGUUUAUAACGCUAAGUUUGAAUAUUGACUAGUCUCAGUUAAGAGCAAAAUGGCAGAUACGAGGUACGAGCUAACGGAAGACAACAAGUCUCCAAGACCCGUAUGGAAAACCAGAGCCAUACUUGCACUGAAGAUUCUAUUGGUUGUAGUGGUGUUCUUCAUUGGCUUCGUAAUAGGAUACUUUGUCAUGAAAGGUUCUAUUCCGAAAGACCGAGCGGAAAGUUCGUCUAACACUGCAGCUGCAGAUUAUAAUGAAUACGCCACAAGACUUGCGGAAUCACUUCAGGCAAAAAAUAUCGAGGAAUUCUCCAAGUAUUUUACCAAACAUCCUCACAUGGGAGGCACAACGCAGAACGACAAACUGGCAUACUACAUUCGGGAUAAGUGGCUGUCUUACGAGUUUAACGUGGACUUGGUUCGCUAUGACGUGUUAUUGUCAAUGCCUCGUAAGGAUAAGCCAAACGCUGUCAAAGUGAUCAACACCACAAACAACGAUGUUCUUGUUAAUAUAGAGGGCCCUGAGAAGACCAAGGAAGCAAGUGAAAAUGAUUCUUCAGUGGCAUCACCUUUUCUCGCUUAUUCGCCUCCUGGUGACGUCAGCGGUGAUCUGGUUUACGUCAAUUAUGGAAGAGUCGAAGACUUUGUUGAGCUAGAGGCUUUGGGACAAAACUGCUCAGGAAAGAUUGCAAUAAUGCGUUAUGGAAAGAUAUUUCGUGGUAAUAAGGUUGCAAAUGCUGAAAGCUAUGGUGCAAAGGGUGCCAUUUUAUUCUCUGAUCCCGCUGACUAUGCUCCCGGGGGCGUCGACAACACAUUCCCUAAGUCAUGGUGGUUACCGGAGACUGGCUCCCAGAGAGGUAGUAUACUUGGAAUAAACGGUGAUCCAUUGACACCCGAUCUGCCAUCCAAAGAAGGUAUAUACAGAAUCCCAAGGAAUAAAGCCAAGGGAAUUCCAGGAAUACCAGCUCAACCAAUGGGAUACGGCGAUGCGAUCAAGCUACUCAGCAUAAUGACAGGACCCGAGGCACCAGCAGCAUGGAGAGGAGGCCUUGCCAUUACUUACAGACUCGGUCCAGGCUUUAAAGACAGUAAUGUAACCCUUAGAUUGAUAGUAAACAACCAAUUUGUCGUCCGUCCAACGUAUAACGUGAUUGGUACAAUUAAUGGUAGGGAAGAACCAGACCGUGUGGUGUUGCUAGGCAACCAUCGUGACGCAUGGGUUUUUGGUGGAGUCGAUCCUUCAAGUGGGACAGCAGUUAUGAUGGAAUUGUCGCGUGGUGUUGGCGAGCUGAUGAAAACAAGCUGGAGGCCAAGGAGAACUAUCAUGUUUUGUAGCUGGGGGGCUGAAGAGUACGGGCUCAUAGGAUCAUGGGAAUGGGUGGAGGAAAAUCAAAAAUGGCUGGGAGAUAGAGCAGUUACUUACAUCAAUUUGGACUCGGCAGUAUCUGGCAAUUACUCCUUCUCUUCUAGUGGGAAUGCGUUAUUAACAGGUCUAAUUAUGGAGCAGGCGAAGAAAGCGACUGACCAAAACCAGGGCGUGUCCCUCUACGAGGCGUGGAAGAAGCGAAUUCCUGGAGAAGGCGGAAUGCCGCGUUUUGGAUCACUUGGUUCCGGUUCUGACUAUUCUCAUUUUGCGCAUUUCCUUGGAGUCCCAUCUAUUGAUAUAAGGUAUGUGUUCAGGUCGAUGAACGUCUCUGGCUACCCUGUUUACCAUUCGGUGCACGACACUUUCUAUUGGCAGAAAACAUUCACCGAUCCUUACUUUAAGUCUCACUUGACCGUAUCGCAAAUUGCCGCACGUAUCCUAGUUGCUGCCUCGGAUUCUCCCCUCUUGCCAUUCACUUUGGCCCCCUAUUCAGCAACACUAUUAUCUGGAUUCAAGAAUCUGAAAAAGAACGAAGGAGCUCAGCUUCAGUUACAUAACAUCACGUUAGACCAUCUGGAAGAGGCAAUUAAUAUCUUCAAAAAUGCGACGGACGUCUUUGAAUCCAAAAUAAAAGAAAUGAAAGUGUCCAAGGACUUUGCGAAGAUAAGAGCUUUGAAUGAUCAAGUGAUGUUGCUAGAACGGACUUUCAUCUGGCCUUAUGGGUUGCCCGGCCGCUCUGAUGUCCGUCAUGUGAUCUUUGCUCCUUCCUUACACAACCAGUAUGGUUCUUCGACAUUUCCUGGAAUUGGUGAUGUGCUGUUCGACAUUGUCAAGACAGGCAACUGGCAGGAGGUGAAACGCCAGAUCUCGAUCAUUACCUACAGCAUUCGAGCAGCUUCCAAGGCUGUUGGAUGGAUGUAUUAGUCAAGUCUGUCUCCCCCCUCCCCCUCCCCCAACAAGUUUAGCUUGAUCCUUGCCCUAAUAGUUAUCAUACAUGAUCACUAGAGAUUCCAGUUGCUGAACAGUUGCUGAAAGAAGAACCCUUUCAAUACUCAUGAUUUUUGUAAUAGAAAACUUGUAACAAAAAAAAAAAAAAAAGAUUUCCUUGCAUAACCACAUACAUGUUAAAGGGAAUAGUCCUCCCCGGCUUGGGUAUAAUGUUUUCCCAUUUCAGACCAUGUGCCAUUCCCUUGAGAAUAAGAUUCUUUGUUUAAGUUGUAUCAAUAUUCAUGUGCCUUCUCAUAUGCAACCAAGCGUAAGCAUUUAACAAAUAAAUGAUACUCUAGGGAAUGACACAUGGACUGAAAUGGGGAAACAUUAUGCCCGAAGCAAGGUGGUCUAUUCAAUAAUGAGGAAUAGUAAAGUUCUAUAUAAGUUUCAUUGAUGAAA